AUUGAUCUAAAUAAAUAAAUAAUUAAUAGAUUAAUAGUGAGAUGGUGAUUCCUCCUAUACACAUCACCGCACCCUUCGUUCCAAAUCCAAUAAGAUCUGCAUGCGUACACCACAACAACUACAUUCCACCCUCGUCCUUUCCUUUAAACCAAAGAAAGCAAGCAGGAAAUCUAUUAAGAAGAUGAUCCAUUAUGCUCCUCUUGGAAGAUCGCCGCUGAGCCAACCAAGGUUGGAUCAGACUCCUCAAGCUUCUUCCGCUUCGGCUUCUCAGAUGAUAGACUUCACCCUUCCUCCUCCUCAUCCACUUGAACCUUCUAAUUCAGUAUCAGCAACACCACAAGCCAUAUCAAACCCCUCCACUACUCCAUGUUCUGCGUGUAUGCCUGGCCGCAGCGCCGGAUUCAUCAAGAUGAGGAAGAAGAACAAGAAGAAAAAUAACAGUUAUGGCAAUGAUGAAAUGGCGAAUGCUGAUAAUAAUAAUAAUAAUAGUGAUAAUAAUAACGUUGUGAGGACGAAGAGCAGCAAGAAGAAGAGAGGCAAAGGAGGGAGGACGAGGGAGCCGAGGUUUUGCUUCAAGACGAUGAGCGAUGUGGAUGUGCUGGACGACGGCUACAAGUGGAGGAAGUACGGACAGAAGCUCGUCAAGAACACCCAGUAUCCAAGGAGCUACUAUAGGUGCACGCGAGCAAAUUGUAGGGUUAAAAAGAGGAUCGAACGGUUGCCAGAGGAUCCGAGGAUGGUGAUCACGACGUAUGAGGGGAGGCAUAUACAUUCUCCGCCGCAUGAUGAGGAUAAGGAACAAGAUUUGGCCAAGAUUAGUUGGUUCUGGUAGUUCUCUUAACUGAUAAAUUGUGAGACAUAUAUAUUUACUUCUUGUUUGGUUAAUUAAUUAUAUAUGCAUGUAAAUUUCUUAAGAUGUCUUGUUGUUGUGUUUUUCUAAUUCUUUGAAA
Molecule: messenger RNA, 950 nt
Organism: Zingiber officinale
Lineage: Eukaryota; Viridiplantae; Streptophyta; Magnoliopsida; Zingiberales; Zingiberaceae
Product: probable WRKY transcription factor 12
Exons: 3
Coding region: 101-832 (243 amino acids)
Biological process (GO): regulation of DNA-templated transcription
Molecular function (GO): sequence-specific DNA binding; DNA-binding transcription factor activity
Source: RefSeq, a predicted model, not a curated record